AUGGCAGAGACAGCGAAUCGGGAAAAGCAUCAGAGAGGGGAAAGUGAACCCAAUGGUCAACGCGACUGCACCUCGAGCAGGGAGGGUAAAAAGAGCUCUCAAGUUUCUGGACCAGUAACUUCCAGCUCUCUCUCUGGAAAGAACUCAAAACCUGUACCCACUUUCAGGGCGCCAGAUUCAUCAUCUGUAUGUGAAAUAGAGGGGAAAUUGGGGACCGGAUCAAAAAAAGACUUGGAGGAAAGACGACCUAAUGAUGCAUUGGGUCUCACUGAUAUCAAUGGAGACCAAACAAAUAGGUCGCUCCUUGUUAUCACAAGAAAGCCGGACUUCAAAGCGCGAUCCUCAACAGAGGGAAUUGUAUUACCACCAGCUAUCACUAUAGAACGACCGCUCUUUCGAGCCAAUGCUCAGACCAAAGAUUUAGCCACUACACAACAAAGUACGCAACAAUUCGUCCUCGGCAAACGGAGACCAAGGGCGAAUGUGGAGACCAAUGAAUUAGAGUCAGAUGGCAGCGGAUCGAUUUCUGAAGACAAGGAAUAUGAAAUUGCCCUACGUUCAUCGAAGUCCGUCUCUGAGCUUCGCCAAAACUCCGUUUUUGUUCGAAACCGGCACAAUCCUGCUGGCGGGCCUUUAGAGUUUGUGGCGCGUUUCGACACUUGUGCAGAUUCCAAUUUUAUAUCAAGCAGGGUUGCACAAAACCAUGGUUUCAAUAUCCUCCAACUGCCCCCCGCAGAUAUCGUCACGUACGCGAUGCUCGAAGGUGAAUGCACGCCUACACAAAUGGUAACACUAGAGCUGCAAUAUCCUCGGUCCUUAAGGUUUUAUACAGACAGUUUUCGAGUGGUAAAGAACAAUUCUUUCGACAUCCUUGUGGGCUUUCCCACGAUUGAGAAGAGAGGUAUUGUAGUUCAGCAGCAUAAGCAUGGGAUAGCGUUUCCUUCCUUCAAGAAAAAACCUAAUGAUGAGCAAGCUGCACAUCGGAAAGCCAUACAAGAAAGAGAUCAUCAAACAGCUCGCGAGUUAUACCAGAACAUGAAUUCCCGUACAAAUUCUACUCAAAAUUCGACUGGCACCAACAGCACCCAGAGCGGCUCUUCAAGCUCGACACAACGUGCUUCAGGUGAUGAUAGUAACCUGUAUGAAAACGGUAGUGGGCGAACCAGUGGUGGUUGACAGGGGCUCACGGCAUCCUGAUGCAUCCUGGUGAUCUAAAUACUUGUACUUUUCGCGUUUCUUAGCAAUUCAUUUGUUUCAUUCUCUUAAGUCAUGAGUGUACUACGCUGGGUUGUGGCAUGAGAUGAUGUUGAUCAUCACGUUAGCGAGGAAAGCCGAACCUGACCAUUGGUCUAUCCGAGAAGAUAGAUGCUGCCGCACUUAUUUUGUUUCAUGUGGAUUAGCGGAGGGGUCUAUCCUAAUGUACGACGCUUACGGCCUCUAUUAUUUAUUUCAUGGUAAAUAGCUCCCGCGCCCAUUGUACAAUCUGCU
This is a messenger RNA of Hyaloscypha bicolor E, 1488 nucleotides long. RefSeq lists its product as uncharacterized. Lineage: Eukaryota; Fungi; Ascomycota; Leotiomycetes; Helotiales; Hyaloscyphaceae. The transcript has 3 exons. Bases 1 to 1176 code for a protein of 391 amino acids. The record is from RefSeq and is a predicted model, not a curated record.